AUGAAGUUCUUGCUUAUAAUACUAACGUGGUGCACCGUCGGGGUGCUGAGCGACGAGGCUCAGGAAGUGUGGGAGUCGCGACAAAAACGUGUCCAAGUUCCCGAUGGCAAAGGACCGUCGCGAGUUAGUGGGCGAAUUGUCGGCGGAGUUGUGGCAGAUAUCAGUAAAUUCCCGUUCCAGCUGUCGUUGCGAGAGCGUGGAUUCCACAUCUGCGGAGCGUCGGUUAUCUCGGAAACCUGGUCACUAACGGCCGCCCACUGUCAAAGUCCUCCUUCGCCAGCUGAGGAUUUAACGCUUCUCGGUGGAACCAACAUUAGAAGCGCUGACGCAUCGGGCGUCGUUUUCCAAGUCGAUCUAGUAGUUCCCAAUCCAAGGUUUAAUCCAAAUACUUUCGCAAACGAUAUUUGCGUUCUGCGUAUCGAUGGUUCCUUCUUGAACCACCUCAACGUGGCACCGAUCCCGCUGGCCGACGCUGGUAUGAAGGUGCCGGUGGGAAGUAUAGUGACCGUCUCUGGAUGGGGUUUGACCGCUUCCAACGAGACCCUGGCGCCCACGCUACGUUCCGUCAGAGUGCCGACUGUUAGCUUCGCCUAUUGCAAAACGGCCUGGGCACCUAUAUACGUUGCGACAACGGGCAUAUGCGCCGGUCAGAAAGGACGCGACUCGUGCAACGGAGACAGUGGAGGCCCGCUAACGCUUAACGGAACGCAGGUUGGGCUUGUCUCGUGGGGUGACGAAGAGUGUGGUAGUUCUUAUCCCGCCAUUUAUACCUUUGUUGGAAACGCAAAUAUGCGACAAUUUAUCUUCAACAAUACUGGAGUGUGA
Messenger RNA from Anopheles cruzii, 825 nucleotides. RefSeq names its product trypsin 3A1-like. The transcript is spliced from 3 exons. Gene Ontology annotation, molecular function: serine-type endopeptidase activity. Lineage: Eukaryota; Metazoa; Arthropoda; Insecta; Diptera; Culicidae. Bases 1 to 825 code for a protein of 274 amino acids. Gene Ontology annotation, biological process: proteolysis. The record is from RefSeq and is a predicted model, not a curated record.